Messenger RNA from Eupeodes corollae, 3039 nucleotides. RefSeq lists its product as uncharacterized. Bases 756 to 2447 code for a protein of 563 amino acids. The transcript has 4 exons. The record is from RefSeq and is a predicted model, not a curated record. Lineage: Eukaryota; Metazoa; Arthropoda; Insecta; Diptera; Syrphidae.
AAGAUGUGAAGUGUAUCGCUUUGGAAAAGCAGGUGUAUUUACCAUUCUUUAGUUACCCACGGCACGGUGAAGACGCGCGUUUAAUGUGUGCAACUUGUCACCAUAUACACUGCGUGUACCCAUAACAUAUUCGUCUAAAAUUAAAGCUUUUAUAUUAUCUGUCGGCCAGGUCCUAACUCAAUAAUACGGCGGCGCAUAUUUUGUGUGUUAUUUUGAACCUUUUUACUACGACCUUUCAUUGUGAUAAGCCUCCUUAUUUAACUAUCGAUUAGUUUCUCAAUUAAAUUUUCAUUUCAUUAAAGUGGCUAUAUAGUGGCGCGAAAGGAACACUUUUUGUUCGCCUUUAACCAUCCGAUUGAGUUGUGUGACCCACUUCACUUUUUUGCUGCGUAGAUACACAUCACGCUGAGUUUUCACUUAAGGAAUUUAAGGAAUAUACAUUUUCAUCUCGACAAAAAAGUUGUCGAUACUUUGACUAGAUACAAAGUUGUGCAUACCUGUAGAUGCAGUGAAGUGUUAAUGUGCUAAUAGAUACGAGAGGCUUGAAAGGUGCUGCUAAAUUGACAGUAUAUUUUCCGGAUGCGCGUUUCGAGUAAAAGUAAAAUUUUCAAGAGUGACGAAAGCAAGCUAUAAACUUCAUUAAGAAAUAAAAAGCCGGGACGUAUUUCAAGGAACGUGGAACUUUAAAGGGAGAUAAAGUAACAAAAGAUUUGCAAUAAAUUUUAAAGAGACAUCAUCGACUCAAAGAUAACAACAUGAGAAAGAUGCGAAUUAAGAAGAUUUGGCUGACGAUUGCAAUUUUCCUUUCACUACAGAUUGCUUAUGCUGAAGAUAUCGAUGUAGUCAAAGCUGUAUCCGGAGACGAAGCAUCUGAGAACGAGAAUGAAGUGGACCAAAUUGCUCAGGAAUCAGAUCAAGACAACUCACCAAAAGUUCAUUAUCAACACAAUAUACAAAACAAUCCUGGCCGAGGUAAUAUUCCAGGUUUGCCUUUGGCCUUAAGUCAACCAUUCGGACCCCCACCGCCGCCACAGCUCACUUAUCAAGGUCCUCCACCACCGUUGCCUUUGAGACCACAGAAUUUACCCGAUCUAAGUAUUGGUGCAUCGAAUAAUAACGAAAUCUGGGCAUCACCUGGACAGGAUAUGCCUAAGAUCAUAUCUUUGGAUGUUAAGUGUGAAAAGAAUGGCAUGAAAGUAUUCGUACAGUUCGAUAAACCCUUCUACGGAAUAGUCUUUUCCAAGGGCCACUAUAGCAACAUUAACUGUGUCCAUUUGCCAUCGGGUCUGGGUCGUAGCUCGGCAACAUUUGAUAUUGGGCUUCACGAGUGUGGGACAUCGGGCAACACAGAGAAUGGUCUCUAUGGCUAUGGUCAUGAAUCUGGAUCGGGAACAUAUUUUGAAAAUAUUAUCGUCUUGCAGUACGAUCCACAGGUUCAAGAGGUCUGGGAUCAAGCUAGAAAACUUCGUUGCACAUGGCAUGAUCAAUAUGAGAAGAGUGUUACAUUUAGGCCGUUCCCAGUGGAUAUGCUGGACGUGGUGAGAGCCGACUUCGCUGGUGACAACGUUGGAUGCUGGAUGCAAAUUCAAGUUGGAAAGGGACCUUGGGCCUCUGAAGUUUCGGGACUUGUUAAGAUUGGACAGACUAUGACAAUGGUCCUCGCUAUCAAGGAUGAUGAUUCCAAAUUUGAUAUGUUGGUAAGAAACUGCGUGGCGCAUGACGGAAAAAGAGCCCCUAUUCAACUUGUCGACCAACGAGGAUGUGUAACUAGACCAAAGCUUAUGUCGAGGUUUACAAAAAUUAAAAACUUUGGUGCCAGCGCGUCAGUACUUUCCUAUGCCCAUUUCCAAGCAUUCAAGUUCCCCGAUUCUAUGGAGGUGCAUUUCCAGUGCACGAUACAAAUUUGUAGGUACCAAUGUCCAGAUCAGUGCUCCGACCCCAAUCUUCAAGAAGUCCAUCAGCUCCAAGUUGGACCCGAGUCCCAGUAUGGCCCACCACCACUUCAAUUGGACUCAUACCAUGUUGGAGGUUCUAUCGGCAAGCGGCGAGAUGAGCGUACAGUUCGUCGAUCCAGAGCCGUCAAUCCUGAACCAGAAGUGGGGCUUAACCGAAUAAUUAAAGUUGUUUCGUCGGGUGAUCUCACCUUUGCCAUCGAAGAGAGCACGAAUACCACAACCGAAAACCAGCCAACAACUAUGGUCUUCCCAGCCAGAGACGAUGGCUUGAUCUGCAUGACCACGCCUGGCUUCACGAUAACUCUGGUAAUUCUGCUAAGCAUCUUGGUGGUUUCAUGUCUGAUGUCUGCCGUCCUCUAUGUUCGAUUGCGCCCGUUUUCAAUGUCAAAGAAAGAACACUCUGUAGCAUUUACAAAUCCCCAGCUUACAGCCACACUGUCUCACAUCAUCCAGGGACAAAAAUCUGUGCCAAAAAAUCGUAAUCUCUCGUGAGAGGUCAACUUAGCGUUUAUAGGUUUAGCAAAAUCAAACAAAAACAAUUUACUGAAAUAAAUAUUUAUUUCCGAGUAUUUUUCUUCUUAAAAGGCCGAACGCAUUAUUCUAAUAGUGUGGAGUAGGCCUAAGGUAAAACAAAUAGUUCAAAUCAUUUUUGAUACAAAACAAAAAAACGGUGCUAUAAACAUAGCUUUAUGUUAAAAAAAUUUACCUGAAUCUAAAAAAAACUAACAACAUUUAUACGAAAUUAUUUUGUGUUUUUUUUUUGUUUUUUACGUAAAUGUCUUGAAGAAUUAUUGUUUAUUUUGAGUUUAGGACAACCUCAAGUAUGAAAUUGUUUCAAAAUCUUGUGCUGAAGUUAAAUUUGACUAUUUAAUAAAAAAAAACUAAAUUAAAAAAUAAUAUUCUCUGCUUUAACAAAAUAUUUAUAGAAAUAGAAAUGUUUUAUUUUUCUCGUUUUUUUUCCAAAUAGUCAUUUCACUUUAUUUUCUAAGCUUAAGUACAAUUUUAUUUAUGUUUAGUUCUUAAGUAUUUAUAUAACAGGUUAGACAAUUUAUUUUAAGAAAUAAAAGAAAUAUAUCACCACACA